CAAGACUGAGGUAACAAGGGUUGAGGAAGGUAGUUGGUGUUGUGAGAGACUGGAUUGCUAGUGAUUAAUGUCUCAAACAAUGCAGGUGCUGUAAGGGACUGGAUUGUUGGUGCUAACAGCUCGAACAGUUGGCUGAGUGCUUUGCUAGUGAUGCACAGAAUGCAGAGGGGUGUGCAUGCUUGGGGAUAGAAGCUGGAUUUCCAGAUAAUGCAAGAGGCUGAUAAAAGACAAAUCCUGAGAGGGGCCACAAGUCCUUCUUAUCACGCCAAUGUCCUCCCAUAAAUAAUGAUUCAGCUGUGAAAACUCCUUUGCAAAGUAGCAGGACAGCCACGUGUAGGUUGAAGGUGGUAUUCAUCUUGGCUGAUGGGCUAUUAUGGGUCAUGAUUGAUUCAACUGCAAUGGUAAGAGACAGCUGCAACAUUUUAGAAGAGGCCAAAGACUCAUGACAUGUCCCGUGAUCCAGUGUUGCAUCAUCCAGGGGAGGUACAGGGGGUGUUUCCACAUAGCCUCAGCAUGAUAUAAAACCCAUAGACCUGUUGUUUUUUGGGUUCUUUCCCUCCACCACUUGAUGGAUACAGUCUGCAGCCAUCACCUCUACAAGACUGCAGCCACUGAGAAGACCAGAAGAAGAGAACCAAUGGGACAUCGUUGGAACCUAUGGAGUGGGACAAAGCCACAACACUGCACUUCAGCCAGGAGAUUUGGAGUCGAAGAAGGUUUCUGAAAUCAGUGGAGACUGCCUGAGAACAGACUGUGUGAGCCCUUGAUCUCACACUUCCUCCUGAGGAGAGGCAGGCAUCAUGAAACAGAGAUUAAUUUCAUCAGUCCCAAUUAUUUUGCAGCUUGCUCUGACUACGCUAGGUCUGCCUGGUCAAUCAUACCCUGGAAAACCUCAGAUAAUAAGAUGUCGUUCUCUAGAAAAGGAAACCUUUUCAUGUUGGUGGAAGCCUGGCUCAGAUGGAGGACUCCCUAACAAUUACACCCUGUUCUACAGCAAGGACAGUGAAGAAAAAAUCUAUGAAUGUCCAGACUACCUAACAUCAGGUCCAAAUUCCUGCUACUUUGAUAAAAACCACACUAAUCCCUGGACAACAUAUAUUAUCACCGUAAUGGCAACAAAUGAGAUUGGAAGUAACAGCUCAGAUCCUCAGCAUGUGGAUGUAACUUCCAUAGUUCAGCCAGAUGCUCCUGUGAACCUCUCUCUAGAAACAAACACAUCUGCUAACCUGACAUACCUUUGGGCAAAAUGGUCUCCACCCCCAUUAGCUGAUGCCAGCUCUAAUUCUCAUAUGUAUCACUAUGAGCUACGACUAAAGCCUGAGGAAAAGGAAGAGUGGGAGACAGUAUCUGUAGGAAUGCAGACACACUAUGAGGUGAGCAGCCUGAAAGCUGGGGUGAAGUACGUUGUUCAGGUGCGUUGCAUGCUGGACCUCGGAGAAUGGAGCGAGUGGAGCUCAGAAAGAAGCAUUCAGAUCCCCAAAGAAAGGUUACCUCCCGAAAAGCCUAUAAUAAUAAAGUGCCGUUCUCCUGAAAAAGAAACAUUUACUUGUUGGUGGAAACCUGCUUCAGCUGGAGGACUCUUGACCAAACACACUUUGCUUUACAGCAAAGAGGGAGAAGAAAAAGUUUAUGAAUGUCCAGAUUACAAAACUGCAGGCCCCAAUUCGUGCUACUUCGAUAAAAAGCACACCUCUUUCUGGACCAUAUACAAUAUUACUGUGAGGGCAACUAAUGAAAUGGGAAGUAAUGUCUCUGAUCCUCAUUAUGUGGAUGUGACUUACAUAGUACAGCCAGAUCCUCCUGUGAAUAUAACCCUGGAAUUAAAAAAGUCAAUAAAGAGAAAACCGUAUCUGGUCCUGACGUGGUCUCCACCCCCACAGGCUGAUGUCAGAUCUGGAUGGCUUACCCUUGAAUAUGAAUUGCGACUAAAGCCUGAAGAAGGAGAGGAAUGGGAGACUAUUUUUGUUGGACAGCAAACACAAUGCAAACUGUUCAGUUUAAAUCCUGGAAAGAGGUACAUUGUACAGAUUCACUGCAAACCAGACCACCAUGGACUGUGGAGUGAGUGGAGCCCAGAAAUGUAUAUUGAGAUCCCUACUGACUUUAGAGUAAAAGAUAUGGUUGUGUGGAUCAUCGUUGGUGUCCUGUCAUCUCUUAUAUGUUUAAUCAUGAGCUGGAUAAUGAUUAUGAAAGGGUACAGAAUGAUGGCCUUUAUCCUGCCACCAGUUCCAGGACCAAAGAUAAAAGGCAUAGAUACACAUCUGCUGGAGACAGGAAAAUCUGAAGAAUUACUGAGUGCUCUUGGUUGCCAUGGUUUCCCUCCAACAUCAGACUGCGAGGAACUACUGAUAGAAUAUCUGGAGGUAGAGGACAGUGAGGAUCAGCAGCUCAUGCCAAGUCAUGACACUCCAAGUAAAAAUACAAAAAUUAUUCUCAAGGAAACAGACAGUGACUCGGGCCGAGGGAGCUGUGAUAGCCCUUCGCUCCUCCCUGUGAAGUGCAGGGAAUCCCACAGCCUUCCAUCUACUCUUCAAACACAAGAUGUACGAGCUAAAGAAAAGAAAGGGGGGAAAGGGAGCUGGGACACUCGGUGUGUGGCCUCGACCUCAGAACAGAAAACACUCCCUUGUGAGAGUAUAAAGUCGUGCACAUGGCUGGCAGCUCAGUUACCCAGUAAUCAGGCUGCUAUGUUUGCCUACCACAGCACUGUUGAGGCAUUCAAGAUAACACUGAACACCACAAAUGUGAACACUUCACCAAUUUUGGUGAGAAAUGAAGAAAGUCAUCAGUCGCUAUAUCCUAUUGCUGAAACUGUGUAUGAUGACCUGGAAAAGAUAAACGAGAUGGAGUAUUCCAAAACUGACCAAACCACAGUGCAGGUCAGACAAAAUGAACAUAGUAACAAGUCACCUUUCCUGAAUCCUAAAUUAAUGGACUAUGUAGAAGUUCAUAAAGUCAGACAAGAUGAGGAACCAACACUAUUACUGAAACAUAAAGAAAACAAUGAAAAGACCAAAAAAUGCACUGUUCCAGGAACCAGCAAAGAAUAUACCAAGGUCUCAACAGUUGUGGACCAUCACAUUUUAGUACUAUUGCCAGAUCAGCGCAGUCAGAACACACCUGUAUCUCAAGAACCUGUAGCAGAAACAUCUCAGAACCCUCAGCAAAGUCAAGCUGAGAAGAAUACGAGCUACAGCACGACAACUCCUAGUGACUCCAGAAGAGACACCAGUGGAUCAGACUACAUGGAUCCAUCUUCCUUUAUGCCCUCCUUUAAAUAACCUUUUAGUACAGCACAUACUUAGUAGUUACACAUAGUAAAACAAAAUCACAUAGCAAACAGCUCUUUAGAAAAGCUUAGCCUCCAAAAGCCUAUCCUCCUAUGUGCAUUGUACAGGUAAUAAAAUAAUCUGUGAGUCGAUGUAAUAGUCAUGGACGUAAAUCUUGGAUCACUAGCACACUUUUCUGUCACAGGGAAACGAUGAAAUGGGUCUUGUCUAUCAUGAAAAAUGCACUGUAAAAUAAUUAUUCAGUUCUGCAGAGCUUCUGUUGGUUGAUGAAGCCUGAGGAAAUAACACAGAUUCAAAAAGAUGAAAAUUGUUAUGGGUGAGUCAGCAAACCAUAGCAGUCUGAGCAGUUCCUCCAUUAGAUAAAUCAUUGCACAACUGUAUUCUUACCUACAAUGUCUUUUCAUCUUAAUGCAUUCUGACACUGCAUUGUUUUCCUUAUCUUUCUUCUCAGUCCUUGAGAAAGGAGCUCUUAUACAUGACAAAUCAUAUACAAAACCAAAUACAUUCUACAAAUGGCAGUAAAAUAACAAAUUAUUCUAAAUAUAUUUUUGUUUAGUUUCAAUGUGACAGAAAGCUGCAUCCGAUUCAUAUCCUAGUCCAGACAAACCAAAAUGAAGAAAGCAGGAUAAUAUAUUAUAUACUGCCUUACUGUAUAUAAUACACAAUUUUACUUUAAUAUAAGCCCAUAUGUUUAACUACAUAUUUUUAAAGGCUAUUUUUCUAUUACCAAAAAAGAGCAAAAUAAAAUAUUUUUUAAUUGCCCAGUGCUACUUAGCUGCCGAGGAACUUUUCUCUUUCCUUCUGCUGAGGCAGUAACAAGUAAAGCUAUAAUUUCUAUACAAAGCAUAAAAUUAAACUUUAUACUAAAUAAGAAUAUGGAGACAUUUUUAAACUAUAUUUCUAAUAUAUUACAGAUAUAUUACUGUUUGAAUUUUAAAUUAUUUGUUUCACAGGUUUUUUAUUACCUGUAAUUAUAUAAUUAAAAUAGAGUUUAGGUUUUGAGACCCAAGGUUCUUUCCCUUUGGAUUUGUACUGUGAUGCCAAUUGUAAAUGACAUGGGGCUCUCCUGUAUCCUGCACUUUUCUCUGACCCUGGUAGUAAAAUUUGAAGUCAUAUUUUUCAUAAUGAAUUUAUGAACAAUAGUUUUGGAAUCAGCCUCCAAGGUCUGAUUCAGACCUCCACUGAAAAAGCAGUGGGAAUGAGGAGUCCAUGUAUUUGGGCUGGUCAUGCGUUGCCAGAAUAGCAGUGGAACAGCAAGGGUCCAUUAUAUCCCAUGUAACUGAAGACAGAAUCAAAAUUAUGCUGUAGUGGCUGCAAAGUUGCUCUGGCCUUCCUUCUUGAAACAAAAGUUUAAUUGACUCCAGAAAAGUAUGAUCAUAUGAUGACUGGCUAAAAGUGGGCCAAGUAUUUAGGCAGCAUCUCUAGCUUCAGGGGAAACUGGAAACUUGAGGUGAGGUAAUGAUCCUGUACCUGUGGAGGGGAGUGUAUUUGAUAGAUGGGCUCUCUUUUGGUAUUCUUCCUGAACAGCUUUACUUUUCUCCAUAUUUUUAUGAUUUUAUGCAGUGAGCAAGCCUUUCUGCAGUAUCAGGUACUUGUUGCAGAGCCAGACAAAAGAGAAUUUCAGAUUUUGAAGGUCCCAGAAGGCCAUAUCUAAUUCAGCAAAUCAGAUUCUCACCCUUUACCUUCAAAGCCCUGGAGCUCCUCAAGCACAGGUUGGUAGAAGCACCUAGCCUUUGCACAGACAGGGCGUUAAAACGUAACUAAUCAUCUGUGUGUCUAUAAACACACGUGGUAGUGUAGACUGUAACAUUAGGGUGGCAUCAGAUUUAGAGCCUGUCCUCUGUACAGGCAGCUGCCCAAUUCCAGAGGCUGAUCAGAGCAGUCUGGAUGCUCUGCUGAAGGUGGGGGAAGGCAUCCUAGAUUCCUAAUUCAACCACUUAUUUAACACAUAAAGACAUGAAGGGGCUACUCCAGGUAUCAAACAUAAAACACAGUUAUAGUUAAUUGAACAUUUUUACCGUAGAUACUCUGUCUGUAGUAUACCUUAAAUAUUUCUAGAGAUUCUAGAAGUACUGCAAAGCAACUCUUGAGACAUGAGGAAUGUGUAUGUAAGCUGACAACACGCUGUGUCUGACAAUGUCUUAUUAACUCUUCAGUUUUCUGACUGAAUCUAACAGAGCUAACAGGAUCAGACACAUUCCUCUUUCUUUACACAGAUAGCUCUGUCUGUGCUAUUUCCUACAUCUAGUGAUGUUCAUAAAGAUAUGCUGCUACAGGCCUUCUGGGAUGUAUCUAGUAACGCACAGAAGCUGUAGUAUCUCAUGAAACCUAGAGCCUAAAGAUGUUCCUCACAGGGUAGAUUUCUAAGGUUAGAACACAGUGACUACCCAGAUGUAUGACAGUAACUGGCUGUUCCCACCGUAUCUUUUACCUGAAGUCACUUCUCACCUGAAGCAAACAGACACAACAGUUAGCAGAUUUUAAGUGUAUGACUCAUCCUGCCUAACUGUAGGCAUGUGUGCCUCCAAUAAUCCACAAAGAAGGAAAGUCAAGGAGUCUCUCUGCUUUGUCAUAAAUGAAUACUGAAAUUGUAAAAUAGUUGUAGCCUAAAUUACUUUGUGUGGUCUUGAGCAUUUCCCACCUUUGCUGAUGAAUGUCUCAAUAUGCCAAAUCAUCAUGUCUCCCUGUGAAAAGGGAAAGUCAGCUACAGUGGAAAAGGAGCAUUUGCUUGCUGCUUUGAAGUGUUGGAGGAUUUGCUAGCUAAAUGUAAUUUGAGCACAUUGUCAUAAAUAUAUUUAAUUCUUGAAGCUGAACAAAUGUGCAGGUAGAAUUGUUUUCCCUUGGAUUUGCUUAUAUUUUCCAAAACACCUUGAUCCUCUCAGUGGCAGAGCUUCUGAAAGUGGCCUUAAACAUCUGAAACUACGUUAAAAAAAAUAAAAUACUAGUGUUCUGUGGAAUCAAAAUAACCUUCAGCUAAGUAUUUGGUCCUUUGAAUUUUCAAAUAAUUAAUUUUUUCUGUUUGCAACAAUAUUUUUCUUGCAGGCCUUUAAGCUUUUCAUUAGGAAUUACAUGAGUUUUUGCAGCAGUUCUACAGAGUCAAUCAGUAAAAGAUUAUGGCACACCAGUGGGGAAAAACAGGCUCUUGAUACCUCCUUUGAUAUCCAGGGGGAUGAACAGAAUUUACCCCUCUAAUUCUUGCACAGUUUGUCAAAUUUUUUACUUGGAAUAAUUAUUUCAAGAAUGUGAAUAAUCUUUUCAAUGUCAAAGUUAUCCACAUGUCAUUUAUAGUGUGAACUACUUUGUAAUAGUGUAAAAGCCCUAAAAGAUAGCAUAAAGACUCUUCUUCAUAAUUAGUUUUACAAAAUUCCUAAAAUUGAACAUAUAUAUUUUAUUUAAUUACCUUUCCUUCUGAUUCAGACUAAUUUUAUUAACAUUUUUUCUUCAGUAUUGGCAAAUAUGAUUCCUUACCGUACAGUUGUUUACUAGAUUUUUUUUAGCAGAGACAUAUUGGAUGUACAAUUUUAAUAUUUCUGUGUAAUAUUUCAGACUUUAGAAGAAAUAAAAACUAAUGAAUUGGCAUGUGCUCACAAAGAUCAGUAUCACACAUGAUGAGGACUUUAGGUUUGGUCUUUAUGAUACUAUGUAACUACAAAGAUUUUUUUUUUAAAUGCAGUGAAUUAACCUGAUAUAAUAUUAGUAAGAGGAUGUAUGUGUUUAUGGAACAAACUGUAAAACAAGUAUGUAAUGAUGAUUUAUGUCAAACCAGUGAAUUCUGUAGUAUAUCUGUCUGCGUGUCUAUGUUUAAAUGGCUGAAAAAUAGACAGCUGCUUUAAAUGUCAUUCAAGUGUCCAAAGUGUAGUAGCAGCAGGUGUUCAAAAUGAAUAAGCAGAAUUUUUUUGUGCUUUCUAAAGCAUUAUUUAUGUGGGGUUUACAUCAUGAAGCCUGUAAGUGUAUUUCGUAAUUUCACGGCAACUAUCAACUGAUCUGAAGGUGUUGUGCAAGGAAACUGAAGUCCUGUAAGCCACUUGAUAGACAUCAGACAUCUUCUACAAAGCCAUAAAGACAAAUAAAGUGAAAAAAGCAUCAUGAGAUCAGGCAUCACAUUCUCAAAUAAUUGCUACCUCAGAGGUUUUUUUUUGCUCCCUUUAAAAGGCAAACAAGAAAAAGGAUUUUGCUUUGUGUGCAAAUUUGUGACUCAAUCUAUCAAGAAUUUAAAAAUUUUAUUUGUAAAUUCAAAAUAUUUUUGUUAACAAACCGCUUGCUUGUCAUGGAAUCAUCACUUGCGUGGCAGUGGUAGUAUGAAGAUGGAAUAUUCUAGAUGUGUAGCAAAAGUAAAUGUUUUUAAUAUGGGGGAAAAAAACCAAACUAAAGAACAUUCCACUUUGUAAGAAUAUCCUUGGUGCCCAGAUGGACAGUCAAGCAUCAGUCCCAUUCCUGACCUGAAAAGUUUUUUGCCAUUAUUUGUAUUUCCAGGUCACUGGGACUGAUUGAGCCAAUUUUCCUGAGGUGCUUUUAUUCUGGAUCUCAGCUAUGGAACUUGGUAUUUAUCAAUAAUUGCUAUUUAGAAUUACCUAUUUUCAACUGAGUUCCUAGGAAGCAAACCUUCCAGUUCUGUCUCUAAAUGAGUAAAAAUGGAAAGCCCUGCUCUCAGCUAUCUCAAACAGUCACACUAAAAUCAGGCUCCAGUUCCUGUGGGUGUGGAAAGAUGGACUGAAUUAUAACAAUUUUAAUAACCUUGUGGCUCAGCCUUGAAAACCAUUUUGAAACAAAUCAGGGAUUUUCUUCAUUUUUCUGGUAUAUGUGAAGCAGAAAAAUAAAGAUAAAUGGAUGCCUAAAUACAUAAUACAUGGGGAUAUAAAGAGCUUAAAUAUCAUAGAAGCAUGGAACAGUUUAGGUUGGAAACAACCUAUAAGGUCAUAGAGUCCAGAUGUUAACCUGGUCCUGCCGAGUUCACCACUAAAUGACAGGGAGAGGGACAAGACUGCUGCAUGUGACAGAACAGAAAAGGAGUACAGUCACUAUGGGAUGCUACAUGGUAGAUGAUGAGGGAAAAAUGCAUUUUGACUACAACUGAAAAGUAGAGGGGAAGAUGGGAAAAUGGAAGGGAAAGAAUCAAAUAUGAGAAUAGACAGUAAAACAUGAGCACUAGCAGAACUGAGAGGAAUGAUAAAUGAGUUAGUGAGGGGGGAAAAAGGAAGAGAAGAAAAUACUUUAAUAUCAAAAGUGGGAAUGUGCACAGCUACUUGGUAUAGUCCACAAAAGCAGUAAAAUCUUAUGGUUGGCAAAAUGCUGAAAUCGGCUACGAUGGAUCAGCUGUUUCAUAUGAGCAGAAAAAGUCCUAUACAUGAGAAGUGGUCAUUCUUUUUCUGCCAGUUACAGGAUUUUUCUUCCCCCUAUCUGACAUUGGUCCCAGGCAAAAACAAAACUUGAAGAGUCAGCCUCAGCAUCUGAUCUGACACUGUAUUUCCUACAUUCCUAAGGGAAUAGAGAAAUAAAGUGCAUCACACUGCUUUGAUAAACAAUCUUCUGUUUUUCGCACAGAUAUACAGGUGAGAUUUUUUUAUCCAUUUACAUUGUCCCACACAUAUUUCUACCAUCCUUAAGCAUUGUUCUGUUUUUAUUUAGUAUAUAUAAUUCAAUGACCUAGAAGUUCCAAGAGAAAAAACACUUUGGGGAUAUUACUAAGCAGCCUCUUGGCAUUUCUGGGCAUUGUCUCAGUUUGUACCUGUGACAGUGUAUCUGUUAAUACUUUCCUUCUGUCUUGGUAAUAAAUUCUGAAAAUUACCAAGUUAGGUUUAAAAUACAUCUCUUCAAUAUAUUACAUUUUUAAGAGGCACUAUUAUAUCUGUUGGAAGUAGUUAAGAAAAAUACCUGUAUUAGUUGUGUGGCCUCUUAGAAUGCUGAUAUGCUAAGAGCUGAUCUUAUACUCAAGAUGUUGGUGCAUAGAGCAGUUAGAUAUAAAAAGGUCUUUUUUUAUAUAUUCCUCUUUUUGGAAGGUUUUUUGUCCUUUUCUACUCUGUGAUGCUGCUUGUCUUGGAUCUUGACAUUAUUUAACUAUUUUUUUUAACAAUGCUGCUUUUGGAUCUAUUUUUGUGAGCUGCUGAGUACCUUCACCUCAUUUUCACAUCAAUAAAAAUUGAAAUAUUUCAUUUCAGUUCCUGCAGUGGUUACUUUCAGAGAAUUGUAGCACUGAGUAGAAUUUUUAGAGGAUGCUGAAAAUCAUUGUACAAGUGACUUGUAGAAAAUUUUCCUUCAGUAGGAUGCAAAUCUAUACAUGUCUAGAAGAAGGCAGAUUUUUCUACAGACAGAACUACAAUGAUGUCGUAUCACAUUUUUAAAUAUUCAUAAUGCUGUAGACUACUCUUAAUUCUCAUCCCUUUGUCUUUCAUUCCAAAAGGGAGAGGAAACUACUGCUCAGCUAUACUUAGAAAGAGCUCCUGGGCUGCCUCUAGUGUUAUCUGUUUUUAAUUUUGGAAAGUAAUUUUUUCUAUUCUGACUACAAAAACAGUUCAUCUGAUAUAAUAUAACCAUCAGUUCUUAUAUAUGUGUUAUAUUGCUCAGAGAUACUCAGCACUAUCUUGGCUUCUGAAAUCUUUUUGUUGUUUUUGUGUAUGUUUUAGUCAUUGUGUAAGAUAUAGCAGUACUGAGGGCACUGUUAUGAAAAAGCACAGCCCAGAAAAAACGUGUUAAUCAUAAACUAAUAAUAUUUGUUCAAAAUUCUGAUGUGCUACUAAGUGAGGGUAAAAGUCUGUGGAAUCUCCCUUGCCUUUAAUUGUGCCAGCAGACUCUCAAAGACAUGAAAAUUGCACCUUCUGAAUAAUUUUCAGAAUAAACAGUAUAUUUUCAGCAGAGAAAGAGAUGACCCAGUACUUAGAGCAAAUUUAUUUCCAUUUGCAUAAACCAUUUCGUUGGUAGAUUUGCAAUACAAGCUAGGCAUUUUUUCCACUUCAGUUUCAAAAUUUGUGUGCAAUGUGGAACAUGAGAGGUUAUUGCAGUGUCAUUACUGUAGCAACAGAAUGACUUUAAGCACAAUUAUUCUAUGAACCAGAUCCAAAUUUUUUUUUUGUAAAUUUCUAAAAUACAAGAAGUUGUAAGAAUCAGAUUUCAUAUAUUGUAUGUACAUUCUUUGGAGAAUACUGGUAUAAAAGUAGUUGCUCAGGAAUUCUUCAUUGUUUCUAAGUGUAUCUAAAAGAAAAUGCUUUCAAAUACAUUUUUUAAGUUCUUAAUAUUGAAAGUGCUGGCUUUACUAAAAUCUAUUGGUGUUUUCACUUGUAAGAUCAAUAUUGUUAUGAGGUCUGUAGCUUUCUGAUGAAUUUUUGAUCUUUUGUCAUUGUAAAAUCUCUUUGCAAUGGUGUUCGCAUUUCAGUUUAAUAAAAGUUC
Molecule: messenger RNA, 10670 nt
Organism: Melospiza melodia melodia
Lineage: Eukaryota; Metazoa; Chordata; Aves; Passeriformes; Passerellidae
Gene: PRLR
Product: prolactin receptor
Exons: 14
Coding region: 801-3281 (826 amino acids)
Biological process (GO): cytokine-mediated signaling pathway; positive regulation of cell population proliferation
Cellular component (GO): external side of plasma membrane; membrane; signaling receptor complex
Molecular function (GO): prolactin receptor activity; peptide hormone binding; cytokine binding
Source: RefSeq, a predicted model, not a curated record